UGGCGAAAUUACUCUGCAAGGAAAAGCAAGAGUCAUGGCGGACGGUGCUGGAUACCUUAAUGAUGUUUCAAACUAUCAAAUUGUUUGCAUGGAGGGAGCAAAACCGGUUGAUGAUGAUAAAAAGAACAUUAAACGCAUGAACCGAACAAUGCUUGAUUUUCGCGGGACAUAUCGUUUGUUUGAAGUAGACCGUUUUAGUCUUCCAAAAGAUUGGGUAGACAUGCCAAAAUUCACCUUUAUGUAUGAAGCUCUAAUAAA
Molecule: messenger RNA, 258 nt
Organism: Paraglomus occultum
Lineage: Eukaryota; Fungi; Glomeromycota; Glomeromycetes; Paraglomerales; Paraglomeraceae
Source: the annotation of a GenBank genome assembly